Messenger RNA from Chroicocephalus ridibundus (black-headed gull), 2005 nucleotides. RefSeq names its product transformer 2 alpha homolog (gene TRA2A). NCBI's taxonomy places the organism in Eukaryota, Metazoa, Chordata, Aves, Charadriiformes, Laridae. Gene Ontology annotation, molecular function: RNA binding. Gene Ontology annotation, biological process: positive regulation of mRNA splicing, via spliceosome. The record is from RefSeq and is a predicted model, not a curated record. The coding region runs from base 214 to 1047 and encodes 277 amino acids. Gene Ontology annotation, cellular component: spliceosomal complex. The transcript is spliced from 8 exons.
CCCCCGCGCGGUGCCGGGCGCAGACGGAGCGAAGGCGCCAUUUUGCGCUGCUGCGGGAGACGGUUUGGGAGGCUCUGGCGGGAGGGAGGCGGCAGCGGUGCCGGUAGCGAUAGUAGUAACGGUAACAAUAAUAGCGGUAGCGAUCGUGGGUGCAGUUGCUGCUCGGGACUAGCGUCCCCCUUCGCCCAGCCCCGUGGCCAGGACCCUGCCGACAUGAGCGACGUGGAGGAGAACAACUUCGAGGGGAGGGAGUCUCGCUCCCAGUCAAAAUCUCCAGCUGGGAGUCCUGCUCGUGUAAAAUCGGAGAGCAGGUCAGGAUCUCGCAGUCCAUCAAGGGCUUCCAAACAUUCGGAAUCGCACUCUAGGUCAAGAUCAAAAUCAAGAUCCAGGUCCAGAAGACAUUCGCACAGACGUUACACUCGUUCCAGGUCCCAUUCCCAUUCUCAUUCCCAUAGGAGACGUUCUCGAAGCAGAUCGUACACGCCAGAAUACCGUCGUCGAAGGAGCCGUAGUCAUUCUCCAAUGUCCAACAGGAGAAGGCACACUGGCAGCAGAGCUAAUCCAGAUCCUAAUACAUGUCUUGGAGUGUUUGGUCUCAGUUUAUAUACUACUGAGAGAGAUUUGCGUGAAGUCUUUUCCCGAUAUGGACCUUUGACUGGUGUCAAUGUUGUUUAUGAUCAACGGACUGGACGAUCAAGAGGAUUUGCUUUCGUUUAUUUUGAGAGAAUUGAUGAUUCUAAAGAGGCAAUGGAGCAUGCAAACGGCAUGGAGCUGGAUGGCAGGAGGAUUCGGGUGGAUUACUCAAUCACCAAGAGAGCACAUACACCCACCCCAGGCAUCUAUAUGGGCAGGCCAACACACAGUGGAGGAGGUGGUGGCGGUGGAGCAGGUCGUCGCCGUGACUCAUAUUAUGAUAGGGGGUAUGACAGAGGAUAUGACAGAUACGAAGAAUAUGAUUACAGAUACAGGAGACGAUCACCAUCGCCAUAUUAUAGUCGAUACCGAUCACGAUCAAGAUCCCGUUCCUAUAGUCCAAGGCGCUACUGAAGAUCAGAAGAGUUACAGUUGAGGACGUGAUUUUUAAAUACAAAGUUCGGAUCUUAGCUUCCCUACUGCUUUCCCUCCCUUCCUUGUUCUCCAUCCAGCUCUUUUACAAAUCCUUGGUUCAUUUAGAAUAUACAUAUUUUUCAGUUGAAGUAUUCCUGUUUUCCAUCCCUCCUUAUUGUAAUACUCUUAAAUAUUGUAAUUGUUGUAGUUUUUGUGUAGUAAAACAUCUUAAGUAAAAUGAAAUAGAGAACCCAAAGUGCUGAUACAUUUUGGAAGUCAUUCCUAUUUUGUUUCUAAAACAAUUGGACUCCUGACUAAUCAGAAGAGAGGAUUGAUAUUUUUAAAGCUUGCAUGUCAUAUGUAAUAUACACACUCAGAUACUUUAAUAUAAACCUGCAUUUCCAAGUAACUUGUUAAUCUUUCUGUUAAAAUGUUUACCUAUUACUUUGAUAAACAAGUAACGACUUUGAGCCUUUUCUGUAAUGACAGAUUUACUUAGAUAGUCAUGAACCAGAGGAUUAUUUUUUUUUUUUUGUCAGGUAGUUGCUUUGAGUGUAGACUAUUUGAGCUAGAGCAAAAUUUGAUAUUUGACUGACUGGGAAAAUAGAUCCUUGUACACUCAAAAUAAAGGCUGUGUUUUAUAGAUAAAGUUUCUGGACUGCUACACAGUGGAUAACCUUUGAAGAUAAACCUAAAAACCCUGGGGUUUUUAUUGUACUUGGUUAAAUACUUCCCCUUAAUCGGUGCAGGACAAAAGAUAUUUAUUGAAUGUAGCAAUUAGUUAUAUAAUUUGCUGUUCAUGUAAACAACAACAAAACCCACCAACAUUUUGGUAUUGCAAUAAUGAUAAAGCAAGUUUUGUUUCCAGGCUUUUUUUGGAGUUUUGCAAGUACGGAUGGAAAAACCUACAAUUACAUGUAAACCUUUUUUUCCCCCCCCUCAAUAAAAGUUAAUUCCA